Messenger RNA from Talaromyces amestolkiae, 1158 nucleotides. RefSeq lists its product as uncharacterized. Gene Ontology annotation, cellular component: mitochondrial small ribosomal subunit; ribosome. Lineage: Eukaryota; Fungi; Ascomycota; Eurotiomycetes; Eurotiales; Trichocomaceae. The record is from RefSeq and is a predicted model, not a curated record. The transcript has 4 exons. Gene Ontology annotation, biological process: mitochondrial translation. Bases 1 to 1158 code for a protein of 385 amino acids. Gene Ontology annotation, molecular function: structural constituent of ribosome.
AUGGUUGUCAAGAUUCGAUUUGCGCGAUUUGGCCCGCGCCAUUCGCCAUUCUACAACAUCGUCGUUGCGCAGGCCAGAUCUGCACGAGACUCCAAACCCCUCGAAGUCGUCGGAACCUACAAUCCUCUACCACAAAAACCAACCAACUUGUCCGAGGAAGAAGCGAAAGUCGCAAAGGCAUUCAAGGAAAUUUCCAUCGAUCGAUCGCGAGUCAAGUAUUGGUUGGGUGUUGGUGCGCAGCCAACUGAAUCUGUGUGGAGAUUGCUGAGCAUGGCUAUCAACAUUCGGAUCUGCGACCUAGAAAGGCUACAUGUAAAGGCGCCAGAAGCCCGAGGCCUCGGCCGCAGUGACCAAAUCAGACAAUCAUCGAUCACGCUUACCAAGUUAUCAGACUCCAAGAUUACAGACAUGGCUUCCUCAAAUACCUCUAAACCAUUCCAUACUGAGGUUGAUCUACGCUACACUGCCCUCCUACUCUCGGAUAUCCAGAAUGAGAUCCUGGCACGGUUCCCUGCGGAUAAACGAGAGCAAUACCUCAAGGAAGUAGUAUCAUUAAUCAACCUCUUCCGCAAAGACAUCCAUCAGCGACGCACAGCGCCAGCUGAAACAAAGGAAAAUGCGAGCGGAGCCUACGUCGGGAUUCCGCUCAUCAUCCAUCAUGUUCUUCCAUAUGGAUAUAACAACAAUGCAUUCAUCUCGCCAUACAACAAACUAUCAUCCUGGGUCAAAUCACUCCAGGAAAGAGGCCUCUUCACCGUGACGGAGAAAGCGAAGAACCCGGAAACACCGGUAUACUCGAUCCCCGAGGCUCUCUACCCGCAGGGGCCGCAGGGAGGCGGCUUUGGUGGCUCACACAUCGACGAGAUCCUCUUGCCCAAGUUCCAAACUAGCUCCUUUGGCUCGAGUGAUCUUCUCGGGUAUUUGCGUGCGCGAAGUAUCCGGCAUGUUGUGUUAUGCGGCUUGACGACUGUCGGCGCAAUUCUGGGAUCGGCUCGGCAUGGUGCAGAUCUGGAUUAUCAUGUUAUUAUUCCGCGAAGUGGAGUGAUGGAUGAUGAGGAUGAUGUUAAUGAUUUUGUCUUGCAGAGGAUUCUGCCGAAGUUUGUCGAUAUUGUUGAUAUGAAGGAUGUCAAGGAUCUGUUCGCGAGCGCCACGGACUGA